Talaromyces marneffei is the source of this 1440-nucleotide messenger RNA. RefSeq lists its product as uncharacterized. NCBI's taxonomy places the organism in Eukaryota, Fungi, Ascomycota, Eurotiomycetes, Eurotiales, Trichocomaceae. Gene Ontology annotation, biological process: transmembrane transport. Gene Ontology annotation, molecular function: transmembrane transporter activity. The record is from RefSeq and is a predicted model, not a curated record. The coding region runs from base 1 to 1440 and encodes 479 amino acids. The transcript is spliced from 2 exons.
AUGGGCCAGGCCGAACCAAGCACCGAACUCGCCCAAUGUCCCACCUCCAAUGUUUACACAGCGUCAUGUCUAGGUCCGGAAAAUUCAGCGCUAGAGACAAAGAGAGAUUCCCCAAGCGAUAACAUACAUGCGGUGCCAGAGGCGAACAUUGUGGAGCAAAAUAGUGACGAACCAACACCAAAGUCACUGGUCUUUAAACUCUCCUUUAUCGGUCUCGCUGCGGCUGUUUUUGUUUUCCAGCUUGAUGCAACAUGCCUUGGUAUUGCCCUGCCAAGCUUCUGGGCCAACAUGUCCUACUACCUUUGCGGCCUUGUUAUGCAACCACUUUGGGCCAGUAUCUCUGAUGCCUUUGGUCGAAAACCGCUUCUCUAUAUCUGCAUGGCCUUUUUUGCUGUAGGUUCUAUUAUUUUUGCCCUUGCCAAAAAUAUGAACAUGAUAAUUGUUGGACGAGUGCUUCAAGGAUUCGGUGGAGGAGGUAUUGAUGUUCUUGCUGAGAUCAUUCUAGCAGAUAUGACAACACUACAGGAGCGGUCACUCUACCUUGGAUUAAUGGCAAUUCCAAUGGCCAUCGGCAAUAUCCUGGGACCCUCUAUCGGCGCCCUUUUCAGUACUUAUGCCAGCUGGAGAUGGAUUGGAUGGUUUAAUUUGCCAUUUCUUGGAUUUGCCUUACCUCUAUUGAUCUUCUUCCUCCGCCUGCGACCUGUCCAGCUCGAUGAAUCAUUUACCAAGAACCUGAACCGUCUUGAUUGGAUAGGUAUGAUUUUCCUUAUAGUCGCCACCACUAUCUUUGUGAUACCUUUCAGCUGGGCCGGCUCCUUAUAUCCAUGGCGUUCAUGGCAGACCCUUCUUCCAAUGAUGUUAGGCGUCGCAUUGCUUAUCAUAUUUACGAUAUAUGAAGCAAAGCCUGCGGUGCCUGUUAUUCCUCACCGACUCUUUUACUCCAAGACUUUUAAUAUGUCAUUGGCAGGAUCAUUUAUACACGGGAUGAUACUAGUCUCGCUUCUAAAUUACUUGCCCUUGCUCUACCAGUCCGUAGGGCUGGAGACAUCAACUGGAUCGGCGGUGUCCCUACUGCCAGCUGUCAUUACUAGUGUGGCCGUUUCGGCUGGCUUAAUGAUGACUGUUGGUGCGGUUGGAGGAUAUAUAUGGCUUAUACGCGUUUCAUGGGUCGCAGUAACUGUGGGAAGUGGCUUACUAGCACUUUUCAACUUGGGGCCAUCAUCAUCAAUGCGGAUUAGUUUGCCCAUUCUCUGGGGUAUAGGAGUUGCUGGGCUCCGGCUUCUUCUUCUCCCUAUGCAAGCAAGCGUGAAGAAUAUAGAUGAUACUGGCCUCGCAAUUGCACAGCAGCAGGCUUUUCGCAUGUUUGGAGGUCUUGUGGGACUUAACCAUUGGGUCGACAAUAUUCAAUUCCGUCUUCUCGGCAUCUAUCUCUUCUAUUGA